GUUCGCUAAAGUCCACUCGUUAACUUUUGCUUUUCUCGUUUCUGCUCGAUGGAAGAAGGAGAAGCUUGGUUCGCGUUAUUUUCCAUAAUAAAAGGUAAUGUCUAAAUACUUUAAAAAGCUAAAUUUUUACGAAAAACGCAAUUCCGACGCGUGCUCGUGUUGAAAAUACUGAAAAAACAAAAAUAUUAUGGCCAGAAUAUUGAUUUUACACUAAGAACAAAUUCUGCAGUUUUUUGUUAUCGUGAAAAAUAAAGCAAACAAAAAGAAAGUACCAGCGAGUAUUUUAUAGGUGAAAGCAAAACAAACCCAAUAAAUGCACAGCAAGCGAAACUUUAAUGGGAAACAGUGCUAGUGCGACCAGGAAUGAGCAGGCCAUACCGUCGUCCAAGCAACGGCAGCAGCAGGAGAGUAUUGGUGAACAAGAGUUGGGUGAACGUAUACACGACAAAAAAUUAAACGCGGAGAAGAAAACAGAACCACAACACCAAAACGGUUCCCACAUUAACAAAUUCAGCAUCCAUAGGACACGAAGUAAAAGUUCGACAAACAGCAAGAAACCUGAAGAAUAUGAAACAGGACUACGCAGUGAAGGGCAAUUAGCUGCUAACACAAGCGGAACACAGCGCACACGACAGCGCAUAUACGCAUACAAACAAAAUACAUACAUAAUGGCAAUUGAAGAAAGAAACAUAAACAGCCAGGAAACAAUGACAACUCACCCUCAACUGCGUGCGCCUAUGCCUCAACUGUGUCAGUGUCAUUGCUCGCAGCAGCUAAAGCUACAUACUUUCAUAUAAUCGCCACAAUCAAUAUCUGCUGAAAUAACCAGUGGCAGCACCUGAUUAGAAGCCUUCAAUCCGGACAUGGAGAGUAUGUAUGUAUGUACAUAGAUAUGUAUAUAGGAAUGAAUCUGUUCCAAGAGGAAUAAUCCGCAUUUUUCGAUAUGACAAUUUCGAUACAAUUCGGUACGAUUAAAAAAGCUAGGUUAAUCUGCAACAAAUUUCCUUAUCGAAAAAUUGCUAACUUAUUCCCUUUGCUAAUUAACAGACUCAUAUACCUAAAUACAUAUCGUCGAUGUUUUUGCAAAACCGCCCAUCUACCAAUUGCAAAACCGCCUAU
Molecule: messenger RNA, 1119 nt
Organism: Rhagoletis zephyria (snowberry fruit fly)
Lineage: Eukaryota; Metazoa; Arthropoda; Insecta; Diptera; Tephritidae
Source: RefSeq, a predicted model, not a curated record